CUUUUUUCUAGUUUCCACAACCAGGAGUGACUUUACGGCGUUGUUACAGAUUCACAUGGGUGGAUCCGUUAACUCGGACUCUCCUACCCCCCAUGGUUGCAUCUGAAUUCCACCGGUUCAUCUUCAGCUCAAGCAAUAUACCUUGGUCUUUUCUCAGGGCACAGAUUUCUUUAUGGUAUUUGGUCUCAAAUCCAAGCCAAAACAGCACCCUAUCCUGUCUUUUUCAACACAAUCGCCCUAUCGCCUACCUUCUCAAAAUACUUCCAUACCAUUGGACAUCGGUCAAAUCCCCUCCUUGCAGACAGUAGUACCCCAAUCAACAAAAGAUGGAUGAAGCUCUCGAUCAUGUCAAAGAUCUCGCCAAAUGUCUCGAUGAAGACAAUCGCGGCAGGCUGGUGAAUGAGCUGCGCGAUCUCAUUGUUUCACUCGAGCCGGAGGAAGAUGCUGUUCAGCGCAUCACUUUUGCUCCCCUCGAGGUCUAUGGGGCGAGAAUAGGCGUUAGGCUGCGUCUGUUUCAUCUGCUCGCCUCGAGUGACUCGGGCAUCCAUCUCGAUCGGCUGGCCAAAGAGAUCUCUCCUGACGAAAUAUUGCUUGGCCGGAUUAUGCGCUAUCUCGCGAGCGUCCGUAUGAUCACAGAGCUCGGACCCGAUCUCUUUGCAGCGAACAAGAUGACCUGGACUCUGGCCUCUCCCAAAGGCGAAAGCUAUAUCAAUACCUACUACGAGCUAAUCCUUCCCGUGAUGGCCAAGCUGCCCCCGUUCCUCGAGCGAACUGGCUAUGACAAUCCCACAGACUCUCUCAACCUGCCUCUGCAUGACGCGUUCGGCUGCAAAGGCGACCUGUUCGCGUUCCUGAAAGCUCACCCGGAGAAAUGCGCCAUGUUCCACAACCACAUGCAUUUCCAGAGAAACCAGACCACCAACUGGGCCAAGCUUGUAACCGUCCUUCGCAGUAAGGGAACAGCAACAGACGAGGUCUUGUUUGUGGACGUUGGCGGGGGCACCGGCCAUCAGUCCCAGCGGGUGCUCCAGUACGAUCCUGACAUUCCCGGUCGAUUUAUCCUUCAAGACUUGCCCCAGGUUAUGGAGAGUGCCCCCACCAUCCCAGGGGUCGAGAAGAUGUAUUACAAUAUUUUCGAAGAACAGCCGGUCAUAGGUGCCAAGUUCUACUACUUCCGAGGAGUUCUCCACGAUUUCCCUGACCGCAGCUGUCAUUCAAUCCUUCAGAAUACCGCAAAAGCAAUGCGCAGCGAUUCAACUCUCCUUCUUGAUGAGAUGGUUCUGCCCAAUAGUGGGAUUAACUGGAUGGCUACGGCCAUGGAUUUGCAGAUGAUGGCGAACGUAGGGGCGCAGGAACGGACUCGCGGGGCCUGGGCCAAACUACUGGAAUCUGCGAAUCUGGAGCUAGUUGACGUUCAGUAUCACGGGUUGGACCCAUACCAGGCCCUAAUCGUUGCGGUUAAGCAGGGUGAGGGAAGGGUUUAGUGGUGGUUAUUGGUCGGUGGUUUGACAAUGUUGCUUUUUGUACUAUUAUUACAACAGAUUGAC
Messenger RNA from Aspergillus uvarum CBS 121591, 1547 nucleotides. RefSeq names its product S-adenosyl-L-methionine-dependent methyltransferase. The record is from RefSeq and is a predicted model, not a curated record. The transcript has 5 exons. Gene Ontology annotation, molecular function: O-methyltransferase activity. Bases 327 to 1484 code for a protein of 385 amino acids. NCBI's taxonomy places the organism in Eukaryota, Fungi, Ascomycota, Eurotiomycetes, Eurotiales, Aspergillaceae.